GUCAUUGCCGACAGGCCCCUAUUUUGCUCGUCUCUUUUUCCUUAAUGAUGGCUGAUAGCAAUUCCAUAACUAUCGUACCUUCCUCGUACGACACAAUUUCUAAGUCUGCGCCAUCAGCAGAUUCCAUCCAAUGCAGACCACCAUCUGUAUUUUCCUUCCGGCAGAAACGGAAAGAUGUUCUAUCUCGCAUCCACGAUAUUGUCUUCACUCCCGGUUUCCGCUCUUCCUGUGUUGCACAGGAUGUGAACUUCUGCGCUGCUGCUCUCGCAGCUGCAGAGUUCUCCAACCUCUUGCAAACACGCAAUAUUGAGGGUCACACAGCGCUGUAUUGGGCAAUUGUGAAUAGACGGCCAGACGCCUUGUCGGCUCUUGCUGGAUUCAUUUCCCAAUUUUCGUCUGUUUGCACUUCUGACUUGCGUUUCGCUAUCAAUUCACCCAAGGACGAGAUUUUGAGACGCUCUUUGGGUUGUCUGCCAGAUGAGAUUUGGGUGCAUGAACGAUAUGAACGGUACAACACCAAGUCUGUUGCUUGCAUUCACAUCAGAGAGUUUCAGAAACGCCUGCGUAUUACACAGAAUGACGUAUAUGGUGGUUCCGCACUCGUAUGGGGCAUCAAAGAAGGUGGCAUCUCGUGCUCGGUCUUUCGCAGUAAAGCUCUCCGGCACAACUACACUUUGAUUUUGUGGUGGAAACUCACGAAAGGAAAUCUAGAUGUGCAACCCUACGUCAAGAUCUGAGGGCCUGGUCUGAGUAUGUUUGAAUUAACUCGAAGCCAAGAUGAUUUAAGCAACCCUUGUCUGCUCCAUCAUUGGCUAUGCAGAGUGUUGCUUUAGCAAUACCAAAUAUGUGGACUGCGAUGGCACCCUCCAUGCAAGGGUGGAGAUAAAAUCGUGUGUCAAGUUGGAAUCCCGUCAGCGUCGACGGGAAACGGGACCACGCUCCGUG
Messenger RNA from Suillus paluster, 945 nucleotides. RefSeq lists its product as uncharacterized. NCBI's taxonomy places the organism in Eukaryota, Fungi, Basidiomycota, Agaricomycetes, Boletales, Suillaceae. The record is from RefSeq and is a predicted model, not a curated record. Bases 45 to 737 code for a protein of 230 amino acids. The transcript has 5 exons.